This is a messenger RNA of Bombus terrestris (buff-tailed bumblebee), 4597 nucleotides long. It is a transcript of the gene TM9SF4, whose product is annotated as transmembrane 9 superfamily member 4. The record is from RefSeq and is a predicted model, not a curated record. Gene Ontology annotation, cellular component: membrane. Gene Ontology annotation, biological process: protein localization to membrane. Lineage: Eukaryota; Metazoa; Arthropoda; Insecta; Hymenoptera; Apidae. The transcript has 10 exons. Bases 133 to 2031 code for a protein of 632 amino acids.
GUUUCGAAACAAACUUCAUGUUGAAGUAAAUUUCAUUUUUGACGUGAACGCAGUAGGAACUCUACGAGUAGCGAUUAAGAAUAACGUAAGAGGUACGGCGUGGCGCGCCUUUAACAAAAACAAUAUUAAAGAAUGGGAAGAUUAAAACAAGGCAGUGCAAUAUUUGUAAUAAUAUCAUUAUUAAUUGAAACAAAUGGUUUCUAUGUGCCUGGUGUUGCCCCUGUGGAAUUUAAAAAGGGACAAAAAAUUGAUGUUAAAGCAGUGAAAAUGACCAGCACUCAUACACAAUUACCAUAUGAAUAUUAUUCUGUUCCAUUUUGUAUACCAAAAAAUGGAACUUUUAUUUACAAAUCAGAGAAUUUAGGAGAAGUAUUACGUGGUGACAGAAUUGUAAAUACACCAUAUGAGGUAUUAAUGGCAGACGAUAUAAGCUGUAGAUUAUUAUGUCAUGGACCAUCUAAUCUUAUGACAUGGAAUGAAGAAGAGUCGCAACGUGUUAUAGAACGCAUUCAACAUGAUUAUACUGUGCAUUUGUUAAUUGAUAAUUUACCAGCAGCAACAAAAAAGGUUCAUAAAGAUACAAAUAACGUAAUCGUAUAUCAUGGAUAUCGUUUGGGUGGUAUCAUGAAUGACCAAUAUUACAUUAAUAAUUAUCUUAAACUAAAAUUAAGUUACCAUAGAUAUGGAGAAAAUGAAUUUAGAGUAGUUGGAUUUGAAGUAGAAGCUCGUUCAGUUGAUGUAAGCCAACUAAAGUUUGAUGGAAAUACUUGUAUAGUGCCCACACAUCCUCAGGCAAAUCCUCAAUUUGUUAGUCCCAAAGGAACCAAGCUUCUGUUCUUAUAUUCUGUGGAGUGGAGACAAUCUGAUGUGAGUUGGGCAAGUAGAUGGGAUAUAUAUUUGGGAAUGAGUGAUGUUGAAAUUCAUUGGUUUUCAAUCACCAAUUCACUGGUUGUAGUCUCUUUCCUUUCUGGGAUCUUAACUAUGAUCAUGAUUCGAACACUAAGGAGAGAUAUUGCACGUUAUAAUGCUGGUGAAAGUGACAGUUUAGCAGGUUUAGAUGAAGCAAUUGAAGAAACUGGAUGGAAACUUGUUCAUGGAGAUGUAUUUCGACCACCACCAAAUCCUCGAUUAUUUGCCGCUGUGAUAGGCAGUGGAAUUCAAAUAUUUUUUAUGGCUUUAAUCACAAUAUUUUUUGCUAUGUUGGGAAUGCUUUCUCCUGCCAGUAGAGGUGCACUUGGAACCUGUGCAAUAUUUCUUUAUGUGUCUUCUGGUGUAAUUGCUGGAUAUUUUUCUGCACGACUUUAUAAAACAAUGCGUGGUCGAAAAUGGAGAAGGACAGCAUUACUAACGGCAACACUGUAUCCUGGAAUAGUGUUUACUACCUGUUUCUUUUUAAAUUUCUUUAUAUGGGGAAAGCAUAGUUCUGGUGCAGUACCAUUUACAACAAUGUUAGCAUUAUUAUGUUUAUGGUUUUGUAUAUCACUUCCUCUUGUAUACCUUGGAUAUUUCUUCGGAUAUCGAAAACAACCUUUCACACAUCCCGUUAGAACAAAUCAAAUCCCCAGACAAGUUCCUGAUCAGUUAUGGUACAUGAACCCAAUACUCUGUACGCUAAUGGCUGGAAUUCUUCCGUUUGGCGCUGUUUUUAUAGAAUUAUUUUUCAUUCUAACAGCGUUAUGGGAAAAUCAAUUUUAUUAUCUUUUCGGAUUCCUCUUCCUCGUUUUCUGUAUACUUGUCAUUUCUUGUUCUCAAAUAUCCAUAGUUAUGGUCUAUUUCCAGUUAUGUGGAGAAGAUUACCGAUGGUGGUGGAGAAGCUUUAUUGUUAGUGGAGGAUCAGCUAUAUAUGUCCUAGCCUACUCAAUUUUUUAUUUUAUGACAAAAUUAGAAAUAACAGAACUAAUUCCAACACUUUUAUAUUUUGGUUACACUGCAUUAAUGGUAUUAACGUUUUGGUUAUUAACAGGUACAAUAGGUUUCUUUGCUGCUUAUGCAUUUAUUCGUAAAAUAUAUGCUGCUGUAAAAAUAGACUAGUCAAAUUAAUCAUUGGUGAAAUCAAUGAUUAAAGAAGGUAACACAUUUCCAAUGUUACAAAACAUAUUUAAUUACUUUAAAUUAAAUGUUAUGUAUUAAAUUAAAUGUAAUGUAUGAAACCAAAAUAGUACAAUAGUUUCAUUUUCGUUAGAUUAAUCUAAUUUGAUUAAAAAGAUGAGUAGUACAUUUACCAAAUAAUAUUCUUAAAUAUUAUAAAAUUAUUUUGUUUAUAACGAAAAAUAUGUAAAACUUACAAAUGAACAGAAAAAAGUUUUGAUUAAAGGUCGUGAUGUAUAAUUUAGUUCAUUGCAUUAUUAAUACAUAAUUUUCUUUUUUUAUCGUUUAUUACAUAUCUCAAAUAAAUAUUUCGUUAUUAUUAAAGUACUUAUAAUUUAUAAAACAGAGUACUGCUCACAUUCAGCGAAGAAUACAUACAUUCAUAUAAAGAAAAUGCAUAGACUAUAUUAAUAUUACUUCCUUUUAACAUAAAAUUAAAAAAUAUAUAAAAAUAUUAAUAAAUGUAAUAUUAAUUAUAGUCAAUGCUAAAUACAAAAAUAAUAUUAGUUCACAAUUAUUAUAUUUUUUAUUGCAAUAAAAUAACAAGUUUGCAAGUUAUAUCUGUAGACAUUUGUUACUAGACAUGUAUGCAUCGAAUGCAUAUAAUGUAACAUUAAGGAUGUAAAAUUAUGUCACUUACAUUUGGAUAACCUGGGAUGUAUAUUUCUCCGUAAUGUCAUGUCAUAUAAAAUGUUUAUUAAUUGUACGUAACAAUUCACUUUUGGACUAAUUAUGAAGAUCUAUAUUUUUAAUUAUUCAAGUAUUAUUCAAGUAUGUUUAGUAAAUCAGUAAUGCUACGGUGUUUUAUAUAUGAGAUCUUUGAUAUUGGCUGAUUAAAUAUAUAAGACAGAUAUAAGUUUUGUACAUGUUGCAAUGAUUAUAUUUGCGAUUUUUAAUAUUCUUAUAGUGUGUUAUAUGUAUUUAUACACAUUUUCCUUUCCAAUAGAGUAGUUUGAUAAAAUAAUGAAAAGAAGAUUGGAGUAUGUAAAGCGAAAUAGUAUUCAAUAAUUUAAUGCAGUUGAGAUGUGUUAUUGAUCUGAUUAAUAUAAUAAUGAGAAUAAAUAAUAUAAAUAUUUUAUACUUAGAAUAGUGUAAAUAAUAUGUAACUAAUAUUUUUAUCUUAUAUAUAUGAAGGUACACAUAAAAAUAUGAAUACUUUGAGCCUUAUAUUUUUAUGUUUUAGUUUGUUUAUAAUUAUUAUUUAUAAUCUAUUUACUGCACUUUUUAAAAUUAAUACUAAUAAAUAGAAACAUGUCUUUAUGAAACUUUAAUGAAACUUUAAAAGAUAAUGUCGAUUUUGUUUCAAUCUACAUUUUAUGAUAAAAUAUAUAAAUAUACACACUAUACUGAUAACAUAAAUUUUGAUCUCUGUAGAUUCCACAGGCAUGUAACAUUUUGAUACAGAAUAAUUAUUGGGGGUAAAUACACCCUGAAAUAUGAAUAUUACUUUAAGUAUGUAUAUGGUAAUAAAAUUAUGAAGUUAUAUUAAAUAGUUUUUUCAAAUGUGUAGAACUUACUAGUAAAAGUGAAGGAUUAUCCUUAUUACGCCAACUGAAAGAUGGUAUUGUAAAUUCUAAUAUAUCUUUUCUAUGUAUUCUUCUACAACCAUGAUGAGUGUGACCAUUAAUGAUUAGUCUUGGAUUCAAUAUAUCUAAAAGCUGUAAGUUAAUUUUCUAUAAUCUAUCUAUAAAUUCUAUAAAUUCUAUAAAAUUAAAAAUCUAUAAAUUCAAUUUUAUUGCAAUAAUCCUUGCAAAAUAUUUCAUGUACUUGCUCAGAUGCUUCCUUUGAUAAACAUUCCCAUCGUUCCCUAAAUUUGAUAUCUUUUAUUUCAUCUGGUGCUUGAUCAGGUUCAUUGCAAAUUUCAUCAGAUUCACGAUACAUUGGAUAAUGCUAUAAUUAUAAUUCAAAUAUUACGUUAUCGCUUUUAUUUUAAGAAACAUUUACUGACCUGUAAAAUAAUUGGUCUGCUGUAUCUCGAAAUUGCAUUAUCUUUGUUACAACUACUUCCCAUAUCUUUAGCACAUUUUAAAUGUGCUGAAAAAUAUUUUUAUUUAUACAUAAGUUUUAAUUCUCAUAAUUAUUCACUUCUCUAACAAAAAGUAAUCUUACUGGAAAUUUUAUUUAAUGCAAUUUCUGUUGGACGACACAAAAAGCACCCAUCUCCUUCCAAUGCCAUACUAUUAAUUAGGACAAAGUGAUUCCCUCUAAUACUAACUCUUUUCACACUUGGUGACUUCAAACCAUUUACGAAUCGUUGAUUUAAGUAUGGUGUAAUAGCUAAAGAAAUAUUUUUUUGCCAAAAAUAUCAUAUUCAUUUUAUAGUUAUAAAAACUAUUCAUAGUUUAAAAAAAAAUAUUUUACAAUACCAUAAUGAAAUCCAAUAUCAUGAUUUCCAGCAACAACAUAAAGAUGAGUGUGUUUAGGUACUGAAAACAAUGAAUGAAAUCUUUGUAUGUAUUGGUCAAAUUCUGCUGAACUACUCCACUGUCCUUCAUCAAAUAAAUCACCU